Messenger RNA from Gadus macrocephalus (Pacific cod), 5511 nucleotides. RefSeq names its product Kruppel like factor 8 (gene klf8). The record is from RefSeq and is a predicted model, not a curated record. Gene Ontology annotation, molecular function: RNA polymerase II cis-regulatory region sequence-specific DNA binding; DNA-binding transcription factor activity, RNA polymerase II-specific. Gene Ontology annotation, biological process: regulation of transcription by RNA polymerase II. NCBI's taxonomy places the organism in Eukaryota, Metazoa, Chordata, Actinopteri, Gadiformes, Gadidae.
UCUCCCUCUUCCUCCUGCUCCUCCUCCUCCUCCGCUCCUCCCUCCUCCUCCUCCUCUUCCUCUUCCUCUUCCUCCUCCUGCUCCUCUUCCUCCUGCUCCUCCUCCUCCUCCUCCUGCUCCAGGUCCUGUCCCCCGGGCUCCAUCCUGGCCACGCAGGGCGCGGGCGCGCAGCAGAUCCUGCACGUCAUCCACACCAUCCCGUCUGUGACCAUGUCCAACAAGGUGGGCCAGCUGCAGACCAUCCCCGUGGUGGUGCAGUCCCUGCCCGUGGUGUACACCACCAUGCACACGGACGCCGUGGCGACCAGCGCCAUCACCGUGCCACUCAUCGGCAGCGACGGCCGUUCGGAAGGAUCCGUGCGUAUCAAGCCCGGCUCUGCGUCUCCGGUGGAGUACCAGAGCGACAGCGACUCUGAGUCCGGCUCCGCCUCCUUCAGCACGCCAGGCCUCGACUUGGGGUCAGGUGACAUGGAGCCCGUGGACCCCGACUCUCCGGACGUGAAGCGGAGACGCAUCCACAUGUGUGACUACGACGGCUGCAAGAAGGUGUACACCAAGAGCUCCCACCUCAAGGCCCACCGGAGGAUACACACAGGUGAGAAGCCCUACCAGUGCACGUGGGAGGGCUGCACCUGGCGCUUCGCCCGCUCCGACGAGCUGACCCGACACUUCCGCAAGCACACGGGCAUCAAGCCCUUCCGCUGCACCGAGUGCGACCGCUCGUUCUCCCGCUCGGACCACCUGUCCCUGCACCGCCGCCGCCACAUCAUGAUGUGACCUCUCUCCGGACCCCCCCCCCCUCUCCCCCCACAAACCCCAUUGCAACGCCUCUGCUUCCUGCUACCGGGAUCCUCCUUUAGCCCCACCCACUACACCCACCCACAACUUGUCGGUGCCCCCACCGCAACUCCCAGCUUCCUCACCUCAGGAUGUCGCCGCGGUAACCCCCCCCCCCAGGCCGCGGCUCGAUAGAAGCGCGACUUUCAAAGGGGCGAGUGGAAAAAUGCGGAGGAGGAUGGGUGGAUUGAGACGGACGGGACGUCCCUCCGUCCCGCCCUCCGCCCCCUCCCGGCAGUCCGUCCCUCCGUCCAGCGGGGCUCUGCCGGGGGGACGGACGGACGGACGGACGGACGGGAGAGCAGACACGACACCAGACAGGAGACUGAGGACAAACGAGAAGAGAAGACCUGUCUGUUUUACUUGUUUUUACUCUUCUGCUCUAUUUAAAAUGAUUAGAAUUUCAGUUGACCGCGGCCGUGUUGCUGUCAAGUCAAUCGCCCACCGCCGCGGGGGGCUCCGCCCCCUCCGACGUCGGCUCCACCCCUCCGGCGUCGGGCCGAAGAGAGGACACGCGCGCGGCAGAGAGCUUAUACGUUGCUUGCUGGGUCGAGGUUUUUAACGAGUUGAGCGUAUACCUUAUUGCGCUAGAAUUCUCUGGAACACACACAUGCACACACACACGCAUACACACACACACCAUCCUUGGUUUUUCCUGUGAGACAUGGGGAGCUCACUCGAGGAGUCCUCAAGGCUGGAAUAACGAUGUGGUGUGGACGGUAGUCUGUGAGGUAGUAACUUAAAGGUAGGCCAAAGUCACCAUUGCACUGAAAGUCCUUGAUUACAUAACAUCGUCGUCCAUAUGGGAAGUGUUUAACGAAAACUAAAAAAAAGUAGCCAGGGGGGGACGGGGAACGGGAAACGCAAUACGAUAAGACACACACCUGCUGGGUGCGUCGUUUCCUUGGAAACCAUUCUCCACAGGAUGAACUAAAACUGUUUACCCCCCUCCCUCCCCCCACCGUGUCCGCUUCCCCCUCCCCCUGACCCUGGCAUAGCGUGCUACAAGACUGUGAAAUGUUUAUCUGAUUUGUCUAUUUUUUCUUUCUUCUGUUUUUUAAUUAUCAAUCAUAGCUGUUGUUUCAGUGACCCCUGCCCCCCACACCCCUUGAAACACGCCCCUGUCCAGAGUUGUUGAUUAAUAACAGUAUUUGCAUUUAUUUGUGGUGGUUGUUGUUGCUGUUGUUGGUUUUUAUGAAAAGAAACAUGGCCUUUCAGUUUAAGUUUUAUUUUUUUGGGUUGGUUAUUUCUUCUUCUCAGAGGUUGAUUCUGGUAUGAAAAAAAAAGUUUAAAGAAGUGAAGUGUUGAACUCUUGGCAAUGCUUGACAAAAUCCCAGUUGGUUUGGUUCAGAUCUAUAUAGUUUGUGUUCCGAGGCUGUGGACUUCUUUACAAAUAUACACAAACGUGAUGAGAUUACUUAAGCAAACCUCUCACAGGGAAGCUCUCCUGAUUCUCUGUGUGUGUGUGUGUGUGUGUGUGCGUGUGUGUCUGCGUUUGUCUGUGUGCGUGCGCGUGUGUCCAGAGUGUUUUAUCCGUGCAUGUCAGGCCGUGUGUCUUGUGUGUGCACGUGCGCACGCGUGAGCUCCUGCAUGCGUGUUUUGUGACAAAGCGCAUUAUCAGAGUGUAUAGGGUUUUUAGUACGAGUGUGUGUGUGUGUGUGCGAGUGUGCGUGUGUGUGUGUGUGUGUUCCGGGCAACUGUUGUUAGCUUGACCUCUUGCCUGUUGAGCCUUAACGAAAUAUUGAAGUCGAUCUGCAACGGUUUGUGCGGGGCUGAGGACGGACAAAGCUUUGCUUCGACGGUACUACUCACCUCGUGUUGGUUUCCAAGGCUGUGCGUGUCCCACAUAUUCGGGACACGUUUAAUUUAUUGUUUCACUGGCUAAAGGCUCCAAGGUCAACACGGUCGCCAACGUCGCCGUUUUCUUGUACAGAGCGCAUGUGUUCCAGCACGCCCCCCUCUGACAGGGCCAUCUCGUUGUCUUCCCAGCCUCCCACUCCACACUGAGAACGAGCAGAGAGACAGCGACCGUGCGAGUCAUCCCAACUCCGACCAGCAUAGUGGCUCCUCAAUCAGGUUUUUUUUGGGAAAAAUCUUUUCUGUUUAUGAAAAAAAAAAACAUCAAAAGAAGCCCAAGAGUUGCAUUUUAUCUGCUUAACAUCUGCCUGCUUUGGAGCCAGACGAUAGCCUCGGUUAGCGUUCUCGGCCUUCUUUUAGGAGCUCUGGCUGAGGUUCAGUAAAAAUGUUGUCGAUGACAUCAUCGGGGACCCACCGUGGUACAGGCCAUCUGGCCCCUUGCCGUUGCCUAGCGACGGCCUCGAGGCAGGCUGAUUGGAUCCCUGACGAUGGUCAAUCUGUCGGUGAGGUGGCUCUGGGCGAGACAGGAGGACGCUGGGUUGGCUUGUAGUUCAGACCGCGGUGGUCUUGUCACACUUCCCGCUGCCAGUGCUGGGCUAUUAAACCGUUGGGCGGUGGUGUCUUGUUCAGGGUGAAUCCAGAGAUGUCUCUGUACACAAAACGUCCACAGCACCCCCCCCCCCCCCCCCCAUGCCCUCAUCCUCCCGGGGAUCAGCCUGUGAAUACGAAAUCUUUGCCUUACUGAAUUUGGAAGUCGAGUAGGACAUUUUUGAAUCAGGUUUCAAAUGAAAUCUCCCUUGAUUCGCUUGUUUCGGAUCGGCAGAGUCCCUGUCUCAAGCAGGUGGGCUUCUCUGUGGGGCUGAACUGAAUUAUGCAACCUAUUGCACACCUUGUUCUGGAAGCACUGAGGACCCGUUUGUACUUUGGGAGCUUGUUGGUCCGCUGUUAAACACACAUCUUAUCAUAAAAACACCUGGCUCCCCUCCAUGUUGCCACUGGCCUUCUGAAAGAAAAAAAAAGCACAGACAACAAAUCUAUUUUAGUAUCUUUAAAUGACCGCUAUGACGCUUGGUAUUUUGACCUAUCCCUUUAAAGAAGUUCAAACAUUAAAAAAAUUCGGGAAUGCUGUGGUUCUUAGCCAAUCAGAUGUUUCCAUCGUGAUCUCUAUUGUUCUAGAGGCUGGCAAGCCACAGACAUCGUCACGUUUCUGUUGACUGCUUAGGGUGAUGAGUGCAUGGCAGGCAUGCGACGCAUCAUAACAAACCCUCUUAACAUCUCACUCGAACGAUGCCCGUUCAGAUCUGACGUGGGGUAAUCUCAUCAACGGUUUCUCAUUCGGUUGAAUCUAGGGUUUUUCGUAUAUAUUUAUUUUUUUGGAUCGAAAAACUGAUAACAUUCAAGGUUUUCACUGUUUUCAAAACACUUUGAAAAAACAUACAAAAAGGCAGUCUCUUCCCUACCGGUAUCCAGAGAAAUGAUGUUUGACCACAUUGAGACACUUGGCGAGGAAAGUUUUUGUUUUUCUUUCAUUUUUACCCAAUUCAGGAAGGCGCAACAUUCCUGUGUCUGUCGCCCUCUCUGCUUCAUUUAAAAAAUGUAUAUGUUACUAAGCACAUCUUUCUAGAAAAAAAUAUAUGCAUUUGAUUGCAAAAAAUUGUAUUUCUUUUGUAAACUGUUGAUAAAGACCUAAUGGACAAUGAGAAAUAAGAGAAGUCGAUGUACAUACGUGUAUAUAAUCAAAGUGCAGAGUUAAUGUUAACGGGUGAAUCUCUAUUUUUAACACUGACUAGAUAAUGUGAAAGAUAUGCUUCUGUUUUUGUCCUUUCUGUCUUCUUUUCAAUCUAAUACAUUUGUAUCCUGAGGAGAAAAAAAGGUCCCAGUUUGUGUUGUGCACAUUUGUGUUGCAUGAAGAGUAUUGGUUUUAAAAGUUUGUGUGUGUGUAAGUGUGUGUGUGUGUGUGCGUGCGUGUGUGCGUCUUUCAAACAACGAGGUGCUCUUAUCAGUGGUCUCCGAAACAUCUUAAACCCAUCAAAACAUUUUGUGACCUCUGACCUUUUCUAUCUUUGAAGGGAUCCAUUCCUAUUGGUCCAUCCGUGCCCCACCCUAACCUAAUCCUAUAAUUAGGAUUGGUCCUCCCAAGGAUGUCACUAGCGCUUUCGACCUCCAGUAUCAAUGUGGUGAAGCUAGGGUCCAUUUUACCAUGACAUUCACUUGAAAGACAACGUGUUCCACAUCAUAUGAAACUAAAAUUAGAAAUUCUAAAAUAACGUACGCAUAUUAGUUUACUUUGUUAAUCGUCCGGUCGACACGAGGGUAAAGGAACACCAUGUUCACAGCUUGCGUGGAAUGGGAAGCGUCUGUAGCCGAGGGUGUGAGGAGGUUCUGGGACACUAGGGGGAGCACCUGGCGUCAACACACGUGGUUUGGAUGCUCUGACUCGCUUGCCUUUUUGUCCGUCCGUCGGUCUGCGGCUCAUGGUUGUGCUUUGACUUUCCCUCUGUUUUCCGCUUAUACAUCUUCUUCAUCAAUCGUUUCUAGGUAUUUUAUAAUGAAUGCAGUAACUGAUGGGCCAGUACUAUAUUUACUCAGUGCAAUGCAGUUAUCGUUAUAAUAUUACAAGUUAUACAUUUUUUUAUGUAUUUUUUGGUUUUGUUUGUAUUUGUACAGAACAAAUCUGCAAAGAUCAACACGGAAAACGAGUGCUUUUUUGAUACUGUGAUCCAUGGUGUUGAGAAGUCGGUUUGUCCCUGUAAAGUUGUGAUCAUCCCCUCCCUUGACCACUUCUUUUAUAGAAUAAUAAAAAAAAUGUUUUUGGUG